AUCCAGCAGGAGCAGCCCAAGCUCAAUAAGCCCAUAGAGAUCACGUGCCAUCGGCGUGACCCGGGCGACAAAAACCCUAAUACAUACGCUGCUCUGCGUCUCGCUUCCUAGUCUCAGAGCUUCACCGCCGCACCCGAGAACUUGUCCUCCGCCGAUUGAAAUUCGGAGCCAUCUCGUUCUGCCAAAAUGUCGACCGGAGAAAUUGCCUGCACCUACGCCUCCUUGAUUCUCUACGACGACGGCAUCCCCAUCACCGCGGAGAAGAUCGCUGCUUUGGUUAAGGCUGCAAAUGUCCAGGUGGAGUCUUACUGGCCGAGCCUCUUCGCCAAGCUCGCUGAGAAGAGGAACAUCGAGGACCUCGUCAUGAACGUUGGCUCUGGUGGAGGUGCUGCCCCAGUCGCCGCAGCUGCUCCGGCAGCUGGUGGUGCCGCCGCAGCAGCCGCUCCUGCAGCCGAGGAGAAGAAGGAGGAACCAAAGGAGGAGAGUGAUGAUGACAUGGGAUUCAGCUUGUUCGAUUAGAAAGUCCUUUAUGUCGUGAUAUCUUCUUCCUUUGUGGCCAAGUGGCCUUGUCGUGUUUUGUCAGAGCUUAUUAUUUAUAGCGGUGAACUUAAAAUAGUCUUACAUGGAAUGAUGUCUCUACUUUACCAAGUUGUUCUCAACGGAUAAGUUGGUUUUCUUUGUCAUUAAAUGUAUGAAGUUUGCAUCUUUUUUCUUGAA
Messenger RNA from Punica granatum (pomegranate), 717 nucleotides. NCBI's taxonomy places the organism in Eukaryota, Viridiplantae, Streptophyta, Magnoliopsida, Myrtales, Lythraceae. The record is from RefSeq and is a predicted model, not a curated record.